AUGGAACAAGAUGAUGGACCUGUCAAACAAAUGGUGCUUAUGGUGGCCGACAUUGUACGUACUGGUAGUAGUCGUGACAAGUAUCGAUUGCAAUUGACUGAUGGAUGGUACCAAAUCUCGGCUUAUGUGGAUAGUAGAAUGAAUCAUAUGAUUGAACAAGGAAAAAUCUAUAUUGGUUUAAAAAUAUCAAUUACUGGAGCUCAGCUGACCGGAGAUCGCACGGCAAGAACGCCAUUAGAAGCACUUUCUACAGAAGAAGACAAUAUGAAUGAAAACGAUCUACAUGACAUUACCACAACGGCAAUCUCGAUCUCUUCCAAUAGUUGUUUACCUUGUUCUUGGGACACAAGGCUAGGAUAUCCUUACCGAAGACGGCGCCGACAGGUGAUUCGAAGACUGGAUUCUAUUUAUGAUGAUGGCGGAUUGAUUACAAUGAUGGAUGUGGUUGUUUGUCGAAAGUAUCCUAUGAUGUAUUCUGAAACAUUAGUGAAUGGAUUGGUCAUCACACGCAAUUCGAAAGAUGAAGAGGAUUAUCGCAGGACAUUGGAACAACAACAGCAACGACAACGGACAUCGCCUUCCUUGUCUUCUUCUCCUUAUUCGGAUACAUGUCAAGAUCGACGACAGGUGUCAGGUUACUUCAAAUUACGACUGUGUGAUAUCGAUUAUAACAAUAACAGCAGCAAUAAUAUUAUAGCGACAUUAUUGGUAUCAAAGGCAACGGAGGUGAUGCAUAUGGACUUGAUGGAAGGACAAUGUUAUCGACUUUAUUUUGUUCAACCUUAUCAACCGAAAAUGCGAUCAUUUGAAGGCCCUUACUUGAUCACUACUCGACUCACCAAAUGGGAACAUUUAUCACCCAAAAUCUCUUUAUCUGUCGGCAACAAACAUAAUAUAAUUGAAUAUCCUUUGCGUUCCAUUUGUCCUUGUGCACAUGUCAAAGAUCUUACCAAGACCGAUGUGGAUAUGGUGGUUUAUGUUUUACGUAAGUCAGAGAGGGAUAUAUUAUUAUUAUUUUUUUUUUUUAAAAAAAAAAAGAGGUCUUGGUAUUCAAGUACAAUUUAUUAUAGAUACACAACCUCUGAUCAGUCAACAACUUCCUGA
Halteromyces radiatus is the source of this 1104-nucleotide messenger RNA. RefSeq lists its product as uncharacterized. Gene Ontology annotation, biological process: regulation of DNA-templated transcription; double-strand break repair via homologous recombination. The transcript has 2 exons. The record is from RefSeq and is a predicted model, not a curated record. Lineage: Eukaryota; Fungi; Mucoromycota; Mucoromycetes; Mucorales; Cunninghamellaceae. The coding region runs from base 1 to 1104 and encodes 367 amino acids.